Pteronotus mesoamericanus is the source of this 571-nucleotide messenger RNA. RefSeq names its product anaphase promoting complex subunit 13 (gene ANAPC13). The record is from RefSeq and is a predicted model, not a curated record. Gene Ontology annotation, cellular component: anaphase-promoting complex. The transcript is spliced from 3 exons. Lineage: Eukaryota; Metazoa; Chordata; Mammalia; Chiroptera; Mormoopidae. Gene Ontology annotation, biological process: protein K11-linked ubiquitination. The coding region runs from base 296 to 520 and encodes 74 amino acids.
AUGGUGGUAGCCUGCGAGGGUCAUUUUUAGCGAGGGCGAAGUCCUUCUUGCUUUGAUCUUGUAACUAGUAUUUACAGAGAUGGGUAAAAAGUGCCCCUGCCCUGGGGAACGCACGCACCGGUGUCUUGAAAGAGCAUGAAACAGGCAGUGUGACAAGAUCCCCAUCGGAUCAUUCAGCGUGCACGGGGACCGGGGAGGGCGGACGCUGCGCUCUGCCUGGGGCAGAAACAGCCUUCUGCAGGAACCAAGGUUUUUAGACUGGCUGUGGAUUUGACAAGAUCAAAGCUGCAGGAAAAUGGACAGUGAAGUACAGAGAGAUGGAAGGAUCUUGGAUUUGAUUGAUGAUGCUUGGCGAGAAGAUAAGCUGCCUUACGAGGAUGUUGCAAUACCACUGAAUGAGCUUCCUGAACCCGAACAGGACAACGGUGGCACCACAGAAUCCGUUAAAGAACAGGAGAUGAAGUGGACCGACUUGGCCUUACAGUACCUGCAUGAGAACGUUCCCCCCGUAGGAAACUGACACCUGGCUCCCUUCUCAUGGAUGGAUUUUAAAAAAAAAACAAAAAACACA